Phytophthora nicotianae INRA-310 is the source of this 1473-nucleotide messenger RNA. RefSeq lists its product as hypothetical. Lineage: Eukaryota; Oomycota; Peronosporomycetes; Peronosporales; Peronosporaceae. The record is from RefSeq and is a predicted model, not a curated record. The transcript has a single exon. Bases 1 to 1473 code for a protein of 490 amino acids.
AUGGCUAUUCACGCACGCUGGGAUAUGAUGGCGAUGGUGGAGUUGGAGAAGGAUUUCAGAGAUGGGUUGUCAUCGCUUCGUACGGUGGAGACCUCCAUGAAAGUAGCCAACGCCGCUUAUGAGCUCGACGGCUUGACUCAGGUUACGGACUCAGCGAACGCGGUCAAAGCAACACGUGAUGCAGUCGAAGAAUUCGAAGCAACACAUGAUUUUCAAGCAACUCAACAAGCAACCCAAGGAGCAACCCAAGGAGCAACACGAGAAAAACACGAGAAAAAUGGCAGAGAUAAGUGUGGAACCCAGCGUCAGCCUAAACGCCGUGUCGUGUACGUGAAGAUGCGGCGUCGAGAGCGAGCCAACGUUGUUGUACUGUCAUCAGAAGAGAAAUACUGUUUCGCAAAAGCUGUGUUUGAACCUGUGAUGGAGCAUCUAGCGGAAUUGUCUAGCCCAGCGUUCUACUCUGCUCUGAAGGCUUGGAAAAACGUAGUUAACAGAUGGCUACACGAAGUUGGACCGGUCGAUGCACACACGUCAGAGGCUACAACAGCACCAGAAGACGGGUCAGGAGAAGACUCAGAUGCUAUUGACGCUCCGCUUGACAUAGCACCAGCCGACCUCAUUGAUACUAUGAACUUUACCCGUGAAAUGGAGCAAAGUGAAUUCGAUCCGCAUAGAGAGGCUACCGUGACCGCAUCAUCACAUGAAACUGAACAGGUUAGAUCAACCUCAGGGAAAGAAACAGCUCUAUUCAGCGACAGUGGCUCUAUCAAAUGUAAAGACCCGGCCGUUAAUUCGGCGAAAGCUGCAGUAAAGUCGACCAAGAAAGGAGCAACACACACUACAACACAAGGAGGUCGACUCGAAGUGCUACGCAUUCCAAAGCCCAAACCACGGUGCAACCAGCGCAAGAAACUUAAGCAAGCCCGAUUGGAGAAACGCACAAAGCCUGACAAGCUUGCGGUUAUUACGUUCCCGGAGAAAAACGUGCCAUCCUUGUCACGCGUUAUCGUGUGGGCAACAAACACUAUAGACCGGCACCGCGUCAGCGAGAUCUUGGCAAGUUACCCUACUAUCAUGGACGACGAUUUCAUGAACACGCGUGUUGCUGAAAGCUGUCGCUCGGCUGUGUCUACCGAGGAAUUUGAUUACAAUUUUGUGAUUCCCAAAUCUCUGGUCAUCAAGCUAAAAGCAGUCAUUCAAGCAGAACGGAAUAAACGGCCAAAGUCAAAGUACUUCAACACAGAAGGCGAGGAUACGGACAGCAACAAUGAAGCAAUCGUGGCAUAUUUUCCUGGUGUGACGCCAAGAUUUACAAGGUAUGUAAUAACUGUGUUGCUCAUUGUGUUGCUGCGUGUAUUGACCCUUGACUUGCUUCUACAAUGUUGCUUGUUGUGUUGCUGUAACAAAUUUCUUUACAACAGUGAAGCCGUCUUCAAAAUGGCAGAGUUUUACAACGUGGUAAAAAAAAUGUAG